This is a messenger RNA of Penicillium mononematosum, 618 nucleotides long. Lineage: Eukaryota; Fungi; Ascomycota; Eurotiomycetes; Eurotiales; Aspergillaceae. The record is from RefSeq and is a predicted model, not a curated record.
GAGGAUUCGCUGGUGGUCACCCACCCAACUACUAACUCACCGGCGUGUGGCUUAAGUACGGCUGAGCGGACGGGAAGCCCUGUUUUCCACACCCUAUGGUCGUAUGUAUUAGGUUAUGUGUGGAAUAGAAUUAUAAUACGGAUAGGGAUGCCUUACUACGCAGGUGAGAAAGGUCGACUACUAGAACAGCUUAUUAGCAAGAAAGCCAAUACCGAGGCCUUACACGUGGUCAGUAGGGCUCUCCCUAAAGACAUGAGCUGGAGCAAUUGUACCGCGGGAAAUGGUACUUACUUUCCUGGCUGCGUCCGGAUCCCGAGUGAGUCUGGCAAGGCUGGUGAAUGCGGCAACUGCCACUUCGGUGGUCAGGGCAGACGAUGCAGUCUAAAGACCGUCACGCCACAACCACACUCUUCGGCUAGCGCCCAAAAGCCCUGCACACCCAACCAGCCUGUCCCAAGCCUUGACCAGGAGGAACCUAAUGCACCGGAUAACACGCGCCUACCCUCAAGUCCAGGCCGCCAUCUAACGGAACCCCUAGCUCAAAACGUCAGCUCGGAGGCCAUUGUAACUUUAGAGCUUUGCAUUCUGGGUAUAGACACCGAUAUCGUAUCGCUCUAG